This is a messenger RNA of Hipposideros armiger (great roundleaf bat), 3065 nucleotides long. It is a transcript of the gene CKAP2L, whose product is annotated as cytoskeleton associated protein 2L. The transcript is spliced from 9 exons. The record is from RefSeq and is a predicted model, not a curated record. The coding region runs from base 64 to 2304 and encodes 746 amino acids. NCBI's taxonomy places the organism in Eukaryota, Metazoa, Chordata, Mammalia, Chiroptera, Hipposideridae. Gene Ontology annotation, cellular component: mitotic spindle; centrosome; cytosol.
CUUGGAGCAAGUCCUUAGCUGCGGGCGCGGCCUUGGGAGGGCAACUGUCGCAGAGGAGCAAUCAUGGUGCGGCCGGGGCUCGCCGCCGCAGCCGAGGAACGGCAGAGAAAGCUCCAGGAGUACCUCGCAGCCAAGGGAAAACUGAAGUGCCCAGACAGCAAGCCUUAUCUAAAAGCCAAGAGUAAUUGCCCAAAUCCUCCGCCUUCUAAAUCUACUGUUAGACCCAAAAAGGAUGUUACCAACCACGCUGCUUUGCCUGUCAAAGCUGCAAGACCCAUCAGCAGCCAACUUCAUCCUAGACCUGCCAAUAACCCAGGGUCUCAGGAGCCACAGUUGGAGCCACCGAAACGUCUGGGCGAAAGGCUGACUUCAGAACAUGUUUCUUCCAACCCAAACGGUGAGCCUUCCAUCAGAAGUCAGCAGCAGCACAAAGCUGGGUCAUCCACCAGAGAGCUGUCAGGGAAAACUGCAGGGUCACUUAACACACAGGAGCUGAAAGCUGCAAAACCACAGGCGACAGACGCAGGAAAUGGUGCGCGUGCAGACUCUGUGGACAAGGCCCGUGGUGGGGGUGAGUCCUUGCAUGGCUGUCCAAAGCACACAAACAAGGAGAACUUGCCCUACACCUCACUGCACUCUGAGAAGAAACCACAGCCUGGGUCCUGGGCCAGAAGUGAGCCAGAGACCAGCUCGUACCAUCAGACCAAGAGCAGUCUGGCUCCUAAACAAGCCUUGGCCAGAAGCUCAUUGAAUAGUGCUGUUCUGAAAGACAGAGCUAAUGAACAGCUUGUUCGAGGAACACGGGCCAGGAUUCCACCCGGGAAGUCACAGCAGCUGUCUAGAGGAGCAGGUCUUGCAAGACCAGGAGGAAAAGCCCCAAAGACAGUUCCCUCUCACUGUGUUCAGACCCUUAGUAGGACUCAAGCAUCAAGGAAACCAGGGUUCAAGGAUCCAAAGGAUACGAAGGUUACUAAGAGUAAAUACGAAAGACCGAGUGGGGCUAAGAUACCGUCACACGCUGUUGCUGAACAGAGAGCAGAGCAUAGCAGACCCAGGACAGGCCCAGGCCUGCUGCGGGGGGUUACUGACAGCAGGCAUCCAUGUGUUGGGCAAGAUCGCAAGCCCCCUCAACCCCCUUCUGGGCCACAGGCACCAUGUGUGCCACACAGGUCCAAUGUCAUCAGCCAAAGGCCUGACCUGGCACCUGGUAGCUUUACCUCAGUCACUGCCAGGGCUCCGAGCUCAAGAGCGGAUGCAGCCAGUGUGAAUAAGCACAGCAGCUGUCCACAGAAAGUACGGACUCUGCACCCCCAGUGGAAAGGGGCUAUCCCCCAGAACCAUUGCCUGUACAAGACAGCUCCCAAAACUCACGCUGGUGGCACAGCCGCACAUAGAACGGGAGUCCCGCGUGGGACCCAAACGAGCCCAGGUGCUAAGAGGAAGACCACAGCAGAGGAUCGAAGGAAACAGCUGGAAGAAUGGCAGAAAUCUAAGGGGAAAAUGUAUAAACGGCCUAUGGAACUUAAAACAAAAAGAAAAAUCACAGAGGAAAUGAAUAUUUCAUUCUGGAAGAGAAUGGAAAAAGAAGAGGAAGAACAGAAAGCCCAACUUGAACUGUCCAGUAAAAUCAGCAGCACUCUGACCGAGUGUCUGCAGCUCAUCGAAGGGGGUGUGCUUUCUAAUGAAGUAUUCACCAUCCUGUCCAGUAUUCCUGAGGCUGAAAAAUUUGCUAAAUUCUGGAUCUGCAAAGCAAAGUUCUUGGCAAGUAAAGGCACCUUUGAUGUCAUCGGGCUGUACGAAGAGGCCAUAAGAAAUGGGGCAACACCAAUACAAGAGUUGCGGGAAGUUGUUCUUAACAUCUUGCAAGACCCCACGAGAGCCACAGAUGGAACAACCUCUGGGUCUUCAGCUGCUGAAACUAGUAGGACAUCGAUACAGGAGCUGGCUGGCGAGAUGGAGCCUGCAAAGUCUUGUCUUUCUCCAAAAGGGAGGGAGCAGGCUCUAGCAACACCCCAGAAACCCAAGGCAGAGCAGGGCUGUCAUUCUGGUAUCAAAUUACAGGUGGCCCCCAUCCCCAGGGUGAGCGGGAUGCCUGAGGUGCAGGACCUGAAGCUGGUCACCCCUGUCCGGCGUUCGGCGAGGAUCGAGCGAGUCGCAUCCCACUACCCGGAGCUGCUGCGGGAGCAUGACAUGGUGGUGGCGUCUCUUGACGAGCUCCUGGAAGUGGAGGACACGGAGUUCUUUGUGUUCCGCAGAAAUGAGGCCUUGCCGGUGACCCUGGGGUUCCAAAGCCUCAAAUCAUAACUUUCACUCUUCUUAAGAAGGCAUUUCAGCCUCCGUGGGACAAGUCACACCCUCAUCCAGCCGGCCUGGGACUUGGGAAGUCACUCGGGCUCCCUCUCAAGGGUGUCCCACAGGAAAGCCUCCAGCUUAUUUGUUCAAGGCAGCAGAAACCUCACGCUGAAUGCGAUUUGCCCGAGUGCGCAGUGGGCCGGGCGCUGGCCCGUUCUGUGGCCUUGCCUUCCUGCAUCCGCCUUAGCGGAUGGACACACCAGGCUUCCUGUCAAGUCCCCUCAUUUUACAGAUAAGUUUGCACCGCUCGGCCUUUGCUCAGAGUUCAUGGGUGACAGGCAUUGACCUUUGACUUCCGUCACCAUGUCCCUGUGGUGAGGGGUGACUCACGCCCUUCCUGUGCCAGGUCUCCUCUAAAAAAAUGCACCCCUGAAUUGGAAUGGACGUCUAGCUUCUCAUACCCGCACCUAACCUUGCAUUUGUUGUCAGAGGUGCUUCAAAUGGAAGCUGGGGGGCAGAGGUGGUGUGGGGGCGCCAUGUCUUCACUUCAGUUCUUCCCCGGACCCCAGGCCUGAGAAGGCUGUGCGAGCCCCACACUCCAGGUUGCCGUCCCUUCUCUCUGGGCAGCUGGCUGCCCUCGGAAAGGAAAGAUCAAAAUUGUUAUGUAAAUAAAUAUGGAUAGAAACUUUCGUCAACAUACUUGACAUUUUAGUUUUUUUCAUAUUUAAAUAUUAACCAAAAAAAGAUGAUUAAAUUUUGUUUAUUCCUGCUUA